GCCUCGCCAGGCGGCGCUGUAAAGCCGGGGAGGAGGGCGGGGUCUCGGCACCUCAUCCUCCAUCCUCCGCCCGAGACCGGAGGGAUGUUCCCUGCUCAGGAGGAGGCCGACAGAACGGUGUUUGUGGGGAAUUUAGAGGCCCGUGUGCGGGAGGAGAUCCUUUACGAGCUGUUCCUUCAGGCUGGGCCAUUAACCAAAGUGAUUAUAUGCAAAGACAAAGACGGAAAGCCGAAGUCUUUUGGAUUUGUCUGCUUUAAGCACCCAGAAUCGGUGUCUUAUGCCAUAGCUUUGCUGAAUGGAAUUCGUUUAUAUGGAAGACCAAUUAAUGUGCAGUAUCGAUUUGGGAGUUCUCACUCUUCUGAACCAGCUAACCAAAGUUUUGAGAGCUGUGUUAAGAUAAAUUCACACAGCUACAGAAAUGAAGAAGUCAUGGGCAGAUCUUCCUUCCCCAUGCAGCUCUUUCCAACUAAUAAUGCAGCUUUACCUCAAGAACACUUUUUCUUUCAGAGAAUGCAGUGGCAUGCAUAUAAUCCAGCACUGCAGCUUCCUUACUGUGAGAUGACAGCACCACUUCCUAAUAGCACAUCCAUGUCUCCCUCACUAAAUCGUGUUCCAAAUCUAGAGGCUGGACCCAGCUCCUAUGAAUGGACUCACCAACAACCACGUGACCCUGAUCUUUAUCAGAUAAAUAAACGAAAGAGGCAAAAACAAACCAGUGAUAGUGAUAGCAGUACAGAAAACAAUAGAGGAAGUGAAUAUAGCCAAAAGUUCCAAAAGUGUAAGAAAAAGAAGAGAUAUUAGUAUUACAUUUAAAUGAAAUUUAUCUAUACUUUUCUUAAUGCUCUUAAAAGAAAAAAGUCUGUAUUGUACUAAAUGACCAAUUUCAUGGCUUUCUUGUCUUUUUUGAAAUAUAUAUGAUAACAUGAUAUCUGAGUUGCUAUUGAAUUUUUGUCUUCAAUGACAGAAACUUAAAAAUAAUAUGUUUUUUUGUAUUUGUAAUAGUAUUGUUGACUUAUUGUUAAUAAGAAAUACAUUUUGAGUUGUUAUAUUUUAGUAUUGAUGAUGAAAUUUCACUAUACUGUCAGUCAAAGGUCACUUAGCACUUGUGGAUAAGGCACCAUGCUCUCCUCCACUGUUGCCUAUAUGGAGUGGUGGAUUUUUCUGAAUGAAACUAGUGCAAAUGUUUAAGAGGUGCAUUGUUCCCAACAGAGGGAAAAGCAAGCUUUAGUUUCCUUUGUUAACAUUUUAUUUUUUAUGUCUAAAUAUGUUAUUUCUGAGCCUUAACUCUCCUACAGGUUUGUUUCAUAAACUGAGAAUAUAUGACAGUGGUACCAAAGGAAAGAUGAUUAUCAUGGGGCUAGUUUUGGCAUCAUUCCCUUUUUAUACAAUUGUAUAUAAUUAUGAAUGUCUGCCUUUUCUCACUUAUUAUGUUUCACAAAAAUAGUUGGCUAUGUCAGAAUUUAUUAUCCACCUCUUUUGGUAACUGGGUUGGAGAAGGUAUAUUUGACAUAUUUAAGGCUUGAUAAUGAACAAUAGAAUGAUAUUUCAUUAAUGUAUGUUAUUAUUUAUCAACAAAUCAAGUUUCCUAUUUCUGGCUUAUUUACUUUUAGAAGAUAGACUACGUGUAAAUUAUUGAUUUAUUACAUUUUUUGUUAACUUUGUAGCUCAUUUUAAACUAAAAUUUGUGAAAUAUAUUUACUAAAGCUAAUAAAAGAAUCAUGUAACUUCAAUAGGAGUUACCCACCCAAUUCAAUAGGAAAAGCUAUGCUUGGAUAUUUCUUUUACAUAUUGCAUAGCACUUUAUAGAUCUUUAUUAUUUAAAAUAAUAAAGAUGUUUUUAGCAAAAUGUGUAACUGAAUUUAAGUUUUGGCUAUAAAUAAUACAAUGCAGUAAAGUUUUAAAUGUAAUUAUUACAGUAUUUCCAUCUGAUCAUCAUGAAAACAAAAUUUAGCUUGAUGUAGCUUGAUCUAUAUACUUUCAUGUUCCUAAAUAUUCAAAUUUAAAAAGAUGACAUUUUUUUUCUUUUUAAAUUCACAGUUUUGCAAUUUAGAAUUAUGCCAAAGGGAAAAAUAAAUUUCUAUGUAAAUAGAAAAAAUAAAUACACAUUUAAACGCAUUUUCUUCAAUUCUUAUACCUUACAGUUUACCUUAGCCCUACAUUAUUUCAAUGUGAUUGGCAUUAUAGGAAAUAUGUACAUGAGAAGUGUCUCUUAGCAAGAAAGAGUGGCAUAUUUGUAAGAAAAUUAUUUUGAAAUAUUGUUACACAAACUAAAAUCUUAGAACUGCAAGGAACUUUCAACUUUUUUCAUCCCAGGCAGGAAGUUCCUCAGUAUCGACUUUAGCAAGUCAACCAAUUCGAACCAAGCAGAAGGCAAAUUCAUCUAUUUACCCCAGUGUCUUUCAUUGUUAGAAAUAUAAAACUUCCCUUAAAGUGUUAAUAAUCUACAAUACUGUAUAAUUUUAAAUUAUCGA
Molecule: messenger RNA, 2471 nt
Organism: Hipposideros armiger (great roundleaf bat)
Lineage: Eukaryota; Metazoa; Chordata; Mammalia; Chiroptera; Hipposideridae
Gene: RBM11
Product: RNA binding motif protein 11
Exons: 5
Coding region: 85-801 (238 amino acids)
Biological process (GO): regulation of alternative mRNA splicing, via spliceosome
Cellular component (GO): nucleus
Molecular function (GO): single-stranded RNA binding
Source: RefSeq, a predicted model, not a curated record